Molecule: messenger RNA, 2958 nt
Organism: Dermatophagoides pteronyssinus (European house dust mite)
Lineage: Eukaryota; Metazoa; Arthropoda; Arachnida; Sarcoptiformes; Pyroglyphidae
Molecular function (GO): calcium ion binding
Source: RefSeq, a predicted model, not a curated record
AUGAAUGAAUGAUGUACACUACACCUCAUACCAACAAACAUCCGAUUCAUUUUCACUUUCAUUCAUUCAGUCAGUGCUUAGUUAGUUUAAUCAUUUUGGUAUGUGUGUGAUUUGAAAUUGCCAAAUUCGGUGAAAAAGGAGAAAAUACUAAUUUUUUUGAAAACGUUUUUUCAUUUGAUAAAUUCAAUCGAUUCUGAUCGAUAAUCAGUAAUUGAAAUAAAUCUUUUCAAUAAAGGAUUUUCAUUUUGUUUUUUUUUGUUUCUCUCCUGUUUGGUUUUCCAAUUGAUUGAACACGAUGAUUUCAACAAGAUCGGUAAUUUUAUUUUUUCUAUUUGUGAUAUCAUCAUUAGAUCAAUCAUUUAAUGUGGAAAUAGUUCCAAAUUAUAAUCAUCAUCAAUUUAAUAAUAAAAAACCAUUACAAUUUACACGUGUAAAAAGAUGUCGUCCAGGUGGUAUUGAUUGUCGUAUGUAUCGUUUGAUUGCACCAAUUCAACGAUCAAAUCAACCAUUACAAAGUGAAUCAAUAAUACAUGAAACAUAUGUAUCACCACCGAUUACAUAUGUAUCAUCAUCAUCACCAUCAAAUCAUCGUUCACAAUAUUCAUCCUAUUCAUCAUCAUCAUCAGCAUCAUCUUCUUCGUCUUCGUCUUCAAGUUCAUCACGGAUAAUUAGCCAUUCACCAAUACCACCAAGUCCAUCGAAAAUAAUCGAAAGACGUAUUGAAAAAUAUCAUCCACCACCACAAAGAAUUGUACAGCAAAAAAUCAUUCAAGAACCAAUUGUACAACAGAAAAUUGUUCAAGAACCAAUCGUACAACAGAAAAUCGUUCAGGAACCAAUUGUACAACAAAAAUUUGAAACUUAUGUACAGAAAACUGUUCAACAACCAAUUGUACAACAGAAAAUUGUUCAGGAACCAAUUGUACAGCAAAAAUUUGAACAACAAAUAACACAGAUAAAACAACCAAUUGUACAACAAAAAUUUGAACGUAUCGUACAGAAACCCGUUGUACAACAAAAAUUUGAAAGAAUUAUCGAAGAACAUCAUUAUUUAAAAACACCACCACCACCAAUCGUACAUGUUGAAGAAAUACAUCAAAUAAUACAGAAACCAACUGUAUCAUUACGUAUAACUGCAUGUCCUGAUGGUCAUUAUCUAUCAUCAGAUGGCACUCAUUGUAAACAUAUUGAUUGUGAAAGUGGAUUUAUAUUCAGUGAUUCUUUAUUAAAAUGUAUUGAUAUUGAUGAAUGUACGGUUGAAACGGCUUGUCUUCGGGAUGAACAAUGUAUCAAUACAUAUGGAUCAUAUGUUUGUAGAAAAAUCUGUACACAAGCUGGUCAUCGAUUAAAUGAACUACAUAAUACCUGUGAAGAUAUUAAUGAAUGUUUAGAAGGUUUACAUAGUUGUGGACAACAACAACAAUGUAUUAAUACACCUGGUUCAUAUCGUUGUGAAUGUCCAAAUGGUUUCCGUAUUGAUGGUCAACAAUGUAUUGAUAUUAAUGAAUGUCUAGAAUCACAUGAUCAUCUUUGUCCACAUGAUGUAUCUACAUGUGAAAAUACACCCGGAUCAUAUUAUUGUAAAUGUAAACGUGGUUUUGAAAAAGAUCAUAAUGGUCGUUGUACUGAUUAUGAUGAAUGUCUUAUUAAUAAUGGUGGUUGUUCACAACGUUGUAUUAAUAAAUAUGGUUCAUAUGAAUGUCAUUGUAAAGAUGGUUUCAAAUUAAGUUCUGAUGGUCAUACUUGUGUCGAUAUUGAUGAAUGUAGUGAAUAUUCACAAACAGGAAUCUGUUCACCACAAGUUUCCGUAUGUGAAAAUACAAUCGGUUCAUAUCGUUGUCGUUGUCGUACUGGUUUUCGUGAUCCUGAUGGUACCGGUAAACAUUGUACAGAUGUUGAUGAAUGUUUAGAACAAACAAAUCUUUGUGAACAAAAAUGCUUGAAUACAUUUGGUUCAUAUAAAUGUCAAUGUAAUCGUGGUUAUCGUCCAGUUGGACCACAUCGUUGUGAAGAUAUUGAUGAAUGUCAUGAAGGUGAUUUUAUUAAUGAUAUUGCAUUUAGUCGUUUCCGUCAUGAUGAUAAUGAUGGUCAUCCAAAAUUAUGUCAAGGUGGUUGUGAAAAUUCAGCUGGUUCAUAUCGUUGUACAUGUCCAAAUGGUUAUAAUUUAGUACAUAAUCAUCAUUGUAUUGAUAUUAAUGAAUGUCAAGAAUUUGGCUAUUGUCGUGGUUCAAAUCAAUCAUGUGUUAAUAUUGGUGGUAGUUUCCGUUGUGUUGAUGAUCGUUGUCCACCUGGUUAUCAUAAAGAUGGAGUACAAUGUAAAAUAAGUCAACGAUUAAAUUAUGCUGAAAUAUGUGAUGAUCCAACUGAAGUUUGUUCAAUUGAUCGUAUUAUUUGUUAUUCAUAUGCAUAUAUUGCAUUCCGUUCACGUAUGAUUAAACAACAUGAACAUAUUGAACAUCAUCAACAACAACAGAUUACAACAAUAACAACAAAAGGUGAUACAAAAUCUGAUAUAAAAACUAAUCGUUAUCAAUCGGCUGUUACUGUACAACGUUUACAACAUCAACAACAACGUCCAUCAACCGUAAUCAAUGGUCGUGGACAUGAAUUCUUUACAUUUAUCGUACCGGUUGAAUUACCAAUUAUUGUUGAUUUUAAAUUACGUUUAGUAUCGGUAAAAUCACCACGACCAGGUGUACGUUCAGCUAAUCUAAAUGAUUUUGAAAUGCGUCGUACAGCCGAUAAUGAAGUACGUUUAGCAAUAAUGUCAUCAUUAGAAGGACCACAGGAUAUUGAAUUAGAAAUUGAAGCUAAAAUGUAUAAAAAUGGUUUACAAAUUGGUAAAAAUUUAGCCAUUAUAACAAUAUUCAUUUCGGAAUAUGAAUUUUAAAACAAAACAAAACAACCGAACAACCACAAAAAAAUCUAAUUUAAUUUAACUCUUUUUUUUCAAGCAUC